Molecule: messenger RNA, 2133 nt
Organism: Capronia coronata CBS 617.96
Lineage: Eukaryota; Fungi; Ascomycota; Eurotiomycetes; Chaetothyriales; Herpotrichiellaceae
Exons: 1
Coding region: 1-2133 (710 amino acids)
Biological process (GO): chromatin remodeling; regulation of DNA-templated transcription
Cellular component (GO): nucleus
Molecular function (GO): ATP-dependent H2AZ histone chaperone activity
Source: RefSeq, a predicted model, not a curated record
AUGGCAGACAACGAUGCUACGGAUGACACUCCCAAAGUGUCAGACACCGACACCGGCUCCGGCUCCAGCGAAGAUGAGUCUGAGACAGAGCAGGUCGAGACUUUGGUCGCUGGCCGGGAGCGACGAAAGACAGCUGGCAAUCGCUAUGAUAGGGACAUGCUCCUGGAUGAAGCGGCCGCCGCCGUUGAUGAGGACGCCGACGAGGUGACACUUCUAUUCGCAGACAACGAAGAGGAGGAGGACGAAGAGUUCAAGAGCAGCGACGAAGAUGAAGAUGCCGACAUGUCUUCCAGCGACGACGACGACCAAGGCCCAAAUGUCGCCCCGGACGAUCUGGAAGGGGAGAAGGAAAUACAAAAGCAAGCCAAACAGGAGCGAGCGAAGAAACGUAGAGCAGACCUAGCACUCACAAGCGUGGCUGGACUAAGGAAGAAACUGAAGACCGACCCUACUCGACCAGCUGCACUGUCCGCCCCAGCCAAACCGUCCAAGAAGAAGGAAAGAGUAACGUGGGUCCACGAUCCGGACUCCGGUCGGAGUUCCCUUCGGAAGCAGACGAUCGCUCAUCGAGCGGAGACCAUCGCACGUCUGAAGGAGAGUGAGGCGCAAAGCAAAAAGAUGAAGGCGCUCAAGGAGCAACGGGACCGGGAACGGGCCAAAGACGCCCCGAAGGAGCUUACACAGGAGGACCGGUUGGCUGAAGCAGCCCGAGUCGAGAGACAGAACGCCAAGAGUCUCAAUCGCUGGGAGACCAUGGAGAAGAAAAGACAAGAAGAACAGGCGGCGAAGCUGGCCGCUUUGAAAGACAGAAAGCUCGACGGCCCUGUGAUCAGCUGGUGGAGUGCAAGGGCGAAAUGGAUAGGGCCGAAGCUUCACAAAAUCGGUACGAAAGAUGCCGGAGAUGUGAUAGAGGGCGGCGCGGAAACCAAAAAGCGAGGCAGGAAGUCAAAGGCGUUUCUGGAACAGCAAGCGGCAGUAAAAGAGGCGGCGACGGGCACAACAUCACAGAAAACGACUACAGAAAUGCCAACAUUACUAGAGACACCAGCGCCGACAGCAGUGACUCCAGCGCCCUCACUGUUGUUAGAUCAAGCAAACGAUCCCGCGAGAAAGCCUGCUACAGAGCCUGCCACAGGGCCUACCACAGAGCCUAGCAAAGAGCCUACCACAGAGCCGACCAUGGAGCCUACCAUAGAGCCUACGACGAACAAGAUACCAGACGAUGCCCCUGCGUCUGAAACCAAGCCACCGCCAGUCACGCAUGCUGCCCCACAAGAAGAGGAAGAUUCUUUCUUGAAAGGCAUUCAUGAGUAUGCUACACUGGAGGACGAAGAGAAUGCUCCGGGCAUCAAUCCGGACAAUUCAGCUCCGCGACAGUCAAAUGUACAGCAGCCGAAAGAGCAGAGUCCGCAGGAACAGUCAAACAUUGGGACUACAUCGGACACAGUCACAUCUUCAGUUAACCAGCAGAAGCAGCCAGAAGAGGAGAAAAGCGAAGAACAGCCAAGUAUAGCGACCACGUCAAACACUAUCAGUACCCAACCCAUUCAAGCGACGCAGAGAGAGAAUGAGGUAAGCCAGACGCCGCAAGAUGAUGCCACAAAGCCAGAUACGACACCAGGGCUGCAGUCGACGAACCCUACACAAACGAAGCAAAUUACGACGACACCCUCAACUGCGGAUGAAGCCCCUUCAGCGCCUGAGCCCUCAUCAGCUCCUCAACCUCCACCGGUUGCUGAAACUCUGCCUGUUCCUAAGCCGGCACCAGCACCCGAGGUAGCCGCUGUUCCUGAACCAGAACCAAUUGUCGAGAACUCGACAAGAAACCUGGUGAUACUGGAGAAGUUCGAUGAGCUCUCCAAUGAGGCGCGACAAGAGUAUUCCUUCUUCUUCAACACCCGGAAAGCCGCCAAACCAGUGAAACAUAGUCAAGAGCUAUGUCCAAUCACAACCCAGCCAGUCCGAUACCGAGAUGCUUCUACAGGAAUGGGAUAUGCUAACGUGGUGGGGUACAAGAAACUGCAAGAGUUGAAACGUCAUGGAUUCGUCUGGAGCAGCAUGCUUGGGUGCUAUGUCGGUCGAGACGGGGGAGCCGUUGCGCGUGGAGUACCAGAAGGGUUCGUGGACAAGUAG